ACAUAUCUGUUUAUUGACAUAUCCGUUUAUUUUAAAUUUUCAAGAAAAUCAAUUUCAUCUAGUAGUUUCUGUCGGAACUCUUUGUUCAGUCUAGUGGGUGGGAGGAAGUAUUUGUGAGUUACUCAGGAACUGCAAUUGAACGCUAAAGAUUACACACAGGGAAUUGUUGAUAGAGGGAUAUCUUGUCUAGUUUUUUUGCCUUGUUAGUUUUACUUUUUGCGUGUUUUUUCAUCGCGUGCGUUUAGACAUCACAAAAGCCACAAUGCUGAUUAAAGUUAAGACCCUGACUGGGAAAGAAAUAGAAAUCGACAUCGAGCCAACAGACAAGGUGGAGAGAAUAAAAGAGAGAGUGGAGGAAAAAGAGGGAAUUCCACCCCAGCAACAGCGACUCAUCUACAGUGGAAAACAGAUGAACGAUGAGAAAACAGCAGCAGACUAUAAAAUCCAGGGUGGCUCUGUGUUGCAUUUGGUCCUUGCACUACGAGGAGGGCGAGUGCAACAACACAUCAACACUGUCCCACAGGCCUUGUAAACCCCAGACCUGCCUUCUGCACCACAGGUGACCUGGCUAGCUCAACACACACGCCACUAAAUGAUCGUCUGACCCAAACACCACAGUGGCGACUCAUAUGCUCGUAUAACAUUCACCAUGUUCUGUAGCAACCUACAGCAUCUUUAUGUCCACAAUCCCUCUACCCCUAAUUUAUCCUUCUUAGAGAACUGUCACGCUUGGUUUAAGCUUAUGCUGAGUGAAUAAACAUUGUUGAAGUGAAAUUGAUGCAAUAGGAUCACUUGUCAAUAAAACACAGUAUUGACAUUUUUCUCCUUGA
Molecule: messenger RNA, 830 nt
Organism: Clarias gariepinus (North African catfish)
Lineage: Eukaryota; Metazoa; Chordata; Actinopteri; Siluriformes; Clariidae
Gene: nedd8
Product: NEDD8 ubiquitin like modifier
Exons: 4
Coding region: 263-532 (89 amino acids)
Biological process (GO): protein neddylation; regulation of proteolysis; modification-dependent protein catabolic process
Cellular component (GO): cytoplasm; nucleus
Molecular function (GO): ubiquitin protein ligase binding; protein tag activity
Source: RefSeq, a predicted model, not a curated record